Molecule: messenger RNA, 3820 nt
Organism: Lepus europaeus (European hare)
Lineage: Eukaryota; Metazoa; Chordata; Mammalia; Lagomorpha; Leporidae
Gene: BAIAP3
Product: BAI1 associated protein 3
Exons: 33
Coding region: 1-3540 (1179 amino acids)
Source: RefSeq, a predicted model, not a curated record
AUGUCCACCCUACUGGAGAUCAAGAGCAGCGUGCUCAGGCAGGUGCAGGUGUGCCCGUCGUUCCGCCGCAGGGCCGAGGAGCCGGGCAGCGCCAGCGCCGACGCGCAGGAGGCCGUCGUGGGUGCCUGGAAACCCGGCGACGGCGUGGAGUUCUUCGCUCAGAUGCGCGCCAUCGUGAGGAAGGGGGAAGGCAGACAGGGCCUGCCGUGCCCUGAGGUGAGGGCGCCCUGCUGUGGGGCACCUGCCGGCCCCCACCCGCUCACCCCGGCUCCCUCACAGGUCCUCCUGCGCAGUGGCUCUCCAGCCCCAGCAGAGCCCGUGGACCCCAACCGCGGCCUGAGAGCCCUGACCCAGGAGGAGGUGGAGAUGCUGUAUGAGGAGGCGUUGUACACCGUCCUCUACCGGGCAGGGACCAUGGGCCCCGACCAGGUGGACGACGAGGACGCCCUCCUGGGCUACCUGCGGCAGGUGUUCGGCACCAGCCCGGAGGAGCACGGCGAAGCCAUCGAGCGUGUGAAGAAGGCCAAGGCCCCCACCUACGCUCUCAAAGUCUCCGUCAUGCGUGCCAAGAACCUUCUGGCCAAAGACCCCAAUGGCUUCAGCGACCCCUACUGCAUGCUGGGCAUCCUGCCCGCCUCGGGCGCCCCGCGCGAGCCCAGCGGCCAGAAGGAGCAGCGCUUCGGCUUCCGCAAGAGCAGCCGGCGCAGCGGCCCCCGGCCCGCCCGCUGCAUCCAGGUCACGGAGGUCAAGAGCAGCACCCUGAACCCCGAGUGGAAGGAGCACUUCCUCUUCGAGAUCCAGGACGUACACACGGACCAGCUGCACCUGGACAUCUGGGACCAUGACGACGACGUGUCCCUGGCAGAAGCCUGCAGGAAGCUGAACGAGGUCAUCGGCCUGAAGGGCAUGAGCAGGUACUUCAAGCAGAUCGUGAAGUCGGCCCGGGCGAACGGGACGGCGGGGCCCGCCGAGGACCACACGGACGACUUUCUGGGCUGCCUCAACGUCCCCGUGAGGGAGGUGCCCGUGGCCGGCGUCGACCGCUGGUUCAAGCUGGAGCCGCGCUCCAGCGCCUCCCGCGUGCAGGGAGACUGCCACCUGGUCCUCAAGCUCGUCACCACGCAGAGGGACACGGUCAUGAGCCAGCGCGGGCGCUCCGGCUUCCUGUCCUACCUGCUGCUGCUGAGCCGCGUGCUGCGCUUCGAGCACCGCGCCCAGGAGCCCGACUCCAGCAGCUGGCGCGGCGAGCUCAGCGGCCCCGGGACCACCGUCCUCUGCCUCCACGGAGCCCAGAGCGACCUGUCGCCCUUGCAGCUGGCCGUGCUGCACUGGCAGGUCAGCAGCCGCCACCAUCAGACCCGCACGCUGGACUACGGCUACUUGCUGGGGCUGCUGGAGGACAUGCAGGCGCACUGGGAGGAGGCGGCAUCGCUGCCCCAGGAGCAGGAGGAGAGCCUGGCUGACAGCUUCUCCGCCUUCUCCGAGUUUGGGCUGCGGCUGCUGCGCCAGCUCCGCCACUACUUCCCUGCCACCAACAGCACGGCCGUGUCCCGCCUGGAGCUGCUGCUGAAGUGUCUGGACAAGCUGCAGCUCUUCCAGCCGUCCUUUGAGAUCUGCCCGUUCGAGACGGAGCUGAGCAUGGACAUUGCCGCCGCUCUGAAGAGAGGCAACCAUGAUUGGUACAAUAGACUCCUGAGUGCCAAGAGCCCUCGAGAGCAGCCAGGGCCACAGCGCCUGGCUGGGCUCGUCAAGCUGGCGGACACCGUGUACGAGGACCUGCAGUCCUGCUACGGCAUCUACGCCAGCCUCUUCCACAGCAUCCUCAAGGUGGACUUCUUCACCCUCACCUUCCGGCAGCUGGAGCGUCUGGUGGCCGAGGAGGCGUGGGUGCUGACGGAGGAGCUGAGCCCCAGGAUGACCCCUGAGGUGGCCUCGGGGCUCCUGGAGCUCUACCUGACCCUGGCGGACACCCAGCGCUUCUGGGGCUGCAUCCCUGGCCGGGACAGCCGCUCCCUGGCCCUGGCCGGCAUCCAUGUCCCGUUCCUGCCGGCCGUGAAGCUCUGGUUACAGGUGCUGCGGGACCAGGUCAAGUGGCGGCUUCAGGGAGCCGUGGAGGUGGACACGCUGGAGCCCGUGGACGCGUCCUCCAAGCACAGCAGCUCCGCGGCCACUGCCAGCCUCUGCUUCAGCCACGUCCAGGAGCUCUGGGCGCGCCUGGCGUGGCCCGAUGCUGCCCAGGCCCAGGGGCUGGGCCUCCAGCUCAGCCAGGACAUGUGCGAGGCCACUCUCCUGUACGUGGAGCUGCUUCGGAAGAAGGUGGACAGCCAGCCCGGGGCCGCCGAAGAGCCGGUGAGCGACUCAGCACCCCCGGCCGCCCCUCUGCAGCUCUGCGUGGUGCUCAACAACGUGGAGCAGGUGCGCAAGGCUUCGGGGCAGGCGCUGAGAGGCCUGGUGUGGCCCGAGGCGGCCUCGGUGGCCCCGGCGCUGCCCCGCCCCCUGCUCAGCUGCGUGCAGGCCCUGGACGAGGACCUGCAGCGGGAGGCCAGCACCGUGACCGCACACCUCACCGCCAAGAUGGUCGGUGACGUCAGGAAGUACGUGCAGCACAUCAGCCUGUCACCUGACUCCAUUCAGAACGACGAGGCUGUGGCCCCGCUCAUGAAGUACCUGGACGAGAAGCUGGCGCUGCUGAGCGCCUCCCUGGUGAAGGACAGCCUGAGCAGGGUGCUGGAGGCCCUCUGGGAGCUGUUGCUGCAAGCGAUUCUGCAGGCGCUGGGGGCAAACCGCGACGUCUCCGCUGACUUCUACGGCCGAUUCCACUUCACGCUAGAGGCUUUGGUCGGUUUCUUCCACGCCGAGGGCCAGGGCCUGCCCCUGGAGAGCCUGAGAGAUGGGAGCUACAAGAGGCUGGAGGAGGAGCUGCGGCUGCACCAGAGCUCCACGCGCGAGUGCAUCGAGCAGUUCUACCUGGACAAGCUCAAGCAGGGGUCCCUGGGGCAGAACCGCUUCGGCCGCCUGAGCGUGCGCUGCCACUACGAGGCGGCCGAGCAGCGGCUGGCGGUGGAGGUGCUGCACGCGGCCGACCUGCUGCCCCUGGACGCCAACGGCCUGAGCGACCCCUUCGUCAUUGUGGAGCUGGGCCCGCCGCACCUGUUCCCACUGGUGCGCAGUCAGAAGACGCAGGUGAAGGCCCGCACGCUGCACCCGGUCUACGACGAGCUCUUCUACUUCUCCGUGCCCGCAGAGGCCUGCCGCCGCCGCGGCGCCUGCGUGCUGUUCACCGUCAUGGACCACGACUGGCUGUCCACCAACGACUUCGCGGGGGAGGCGGCCCUCGGCCUGGGCGGCGUCAGCGGCGUGGCGAGGCCGCAGGCGGGAGGCGCCGCGAGGGCCGGGCAGCCGGUCACCCUGCACCUGCGCCGGCCCAGGGCCCAAGUGAGGUCUGCGCUGAGGAUGCUGGAAGGCCGGACCAACAGGGAGGCCCAGGAGUUCGUCAAGAGACUGAAGGAGAUGGACAAGUGCAUGGAGGCCGACCCCUGAGGCCCCUCCCCCCGCGGCGCCGGCGCCCCCACCCCCGCUGUGUGCUGUGGCUGACCCUGCUUGUCUGCCCUGGCUACAUCUCUGGUGUGUGCUGUGAACCCCCAUGCCCCAGCGCGCCCCGCUAGGGCAGGCCUGGCCCUGGGGGUGCCCGUGCUCCCCAGGAAACCACAGGCGGCACCUGGGGUACAGGGAGCAGGGGCCUGGGGUGUGGCCCAGCAGGGACUAGGCCGGGGGCUCUGGAGGGAAGUGGUCCCUGCAGCCCAGACCCAACAGAGGCCAG